Trichosporon asahii var. asahii CBS 2479 is the source of this 1608-nucleotide messenger RNA. RefSeq lists its product as uncharacterized. The transcript has 4 exons. Bases 1 to 1608 code for a protein of 535 amino acids. Lineage: Eukaryota; Fungi; Basidiomycota; Tremellomycetes; Trichosporonales; Trichosporonaceae. The record is from RefSeq and is a predicted model, not a curated record. Gene Ontology annotation, biological process: amino acid transmembrane export from vacuole.
AUGAGCGGGGUCGUCCUCCCCCCGCCCCAUGUCCGGGCUUGGUACUGGUACGCCUUCGCCGCAGAGGUGUUCGCCGCCUGUGCCAUCGCCAUCUUCCUCCCCAUCACCCUCGAGCAGAUGGCUCGCGAAGUUGGCUUUGAGGCGCCUGACUACACCAAGCCGUGCUCUCGUGAACCGCCGUUGCCGGGUGAGAAGGCAGCCGUGUGCAAAGCCAAGAUUCUCGGCUCCAUGUACGUCAAAUCGGCUGCAGUUCUGUUGCAGGCCCUCGGCAUUAUCUCGAUCGGCAAGCUCGCAGACUCGACAUACUGGCGCAAACGCCUGUUGCUCCUGUUUGCCGCCGUCGGAUCGAUCACCGCGAGUGUCUUCCUCGUGCUGCCUGCCAAAGCUGCGUGGCUUCCGCUAAUUGCUGCGUUCCUGACGCUGAUCGGCAAUAUGACGUACGCUGCGAGCAUAGUUUGCGCCAACGCCUUCCUCCCCGGCCUCGCGAGGGAAGACACCGCCGUCGUCGCUGCCCGGCGGACACUGAGGGCAUCAGUGCCGGACCUCGAGGACGAGACACCACGCAGUUCAGUUGAUGAAGUUCGGCAACUGCUGCCUGACGCUGAACUUGAGGCGAAAGCAAAGUACGACAAGCUACUGUCCCUCACGACGUCGCGGCUCAGCUCCACUGGUGUCGCCAUCGGCUUCUUCUCCGGCGUCAGUAUGCUUGCGCUGCUCAUCGUGCCGGUGUCGCUUGGCAAGGGAUCAACAUCUGCACUCGAGUUGGCCAUCGGUCUGAGCGGUGUAUGGUGGGCCGUCUUCACAAUUCCGGCUGGCUGGGGACUUCCAGGUGGACAUCGCGAGCCGGCACCCGAGCACUGGUUGAAGAGGGGAUGGGCCCAGGUCGCGAGCAUGGUCCAGCCCAGCCACAUGAAAGAGUUGCCAAACCUGUUCAAAUACCUGCUUGCUUGGGUGUUCCUCUCAGACGGUUUCCACACGACGACCUACACUGCCAUUCUCUAUGCCAGCAGUACGCUGCACAUGUCGGCCAGCAAGGUCAUCGUCAUCGGCCUCCUCGUUCAACUCGCCGCUGUUGGCAGCUCGAUCAUGGCGCCUCGCUUCCAGCGCUGGCUUGGUGUAACAAAUCUCGGCCUCUUGAUCCGCAUCGUGCUCGCAGCCCAAGUGUUGCCGAUAUACGCGUGCCUCGGCCUGAUUCUUCCCUUCGGCGGUCUCCGCACCGAGGCCGAGAUGUACGUUGCGGCGGUGUGGUUCGGCUUCCUAUAUGGACCGUUCAACUCGUACGCGCGGGCAGUGUACGCAGAGCUAGUGCCGCCUGGGCAUGAGUCGUCCUUCUUCUCGCUCUUCUCUCUGACGGACAAGUCGGCCUCGUUCAUUGGCCCCAUGGUUGUCGGGCUCAUCUCUGACAAGACCGGCAACAUUCGACUCGGGUUCCUGUUCCUGACGGCAAUGCUGGCCCUGCCGCUGCCAGUGAUGAUGCGCGUUCGUAUGCGCACUGGCGCUGCUCAGGCUCAGGCAUGGUCGCAGGCGCGCAUGACGCGCGCCCAGGCCAUUGACGAGGCAGACGAGCUGGCUGCCGCUGCAGAAGAUAUCGAACGUUUGGAAGGAUAG